Molecule: messenger RNA, 644 nt
Organism: Magallana angulata
Lineage: Eukaryota; Metazoa; Mollusca; Bivalvia; Ostreida; Ostreidae
Product: cytochrome c oxidase subunit 5B, mitochondrial-like
Exons: 4
Coding region: 8-556 (182 amino acids)
Biological process (GO): mitochondrial electron transport, cytochrome c to oxygen
Cellular component (GO): mitochondrial envelope
Source: RefSeq, a predicted model, not a curated record
AUCAUCAAUGGACACAAUAUUAAGUAACAACAUGGCCACAACCUUGUGUCGUAAUUUGAAAGAGACUUUUGUCAAGUUGAGUAGAGUCCCUGUUGUGUAUGCGCACACGUUGCAAAACACGAAAAAGGCAGACUCAGCUUCUGUGGAAGAAAAAUCAACAAAGCACAAAGAUGUUUCUGUACCAUUUUCAGAGGAAAAAGGCUUGCACUCCCCAGAAGAUUCUAAAGUUAUAUAUCGAGCAAAUGCAGAAAUAAAGGGUGGGAUUCCUGAGUUUACUGGGAAUGCCCUUGGUUUAGAACACCAUGAAGCACUCACAAGCAAUGAAACAAAGGAGUCCUAUAUGACGGGAGUAAUACACAUGACCCCACAGUUUGGACAGAUUUUAAACCCACAUGUGAUACCAUCAACAAAAGAAAAAAGACUCAUUGCUUGUCUUUGUGAUGAGGACUCGGACACUCUUCAAUACAUGUGGCUACACAAGGGAGAACCACAAAGGUGUAUGUGUGGGAUUUUCUUCAGGUUAGAAGAAGUUGAUGCUUUCGGAGACCCAAAAUAAAUGAAACAUUGAUUUAUCUCUAUUACUGUGCAAAUCUGUUUUUAAUUUAUGUUUAUACCUCUGUUUGAAAUAAAAUAUUUGGCAUGAA